This is a messenger RNA of Geodia barretti, 894 nucleotides long. NCBI's taxonomy places the organism in Eukaryota, Metazoa, Porifera, Demospongiae, Tetractinellida, Geodiidae. The record is from the annotation of a GenBank genome assembly.
AUGGCGCAGAUCCAAUUCCCAGAACCGGUGCUGUCGAUCUCUGUUGAAGCCGCAAGCCGUUACGACAAAGAUAAGUUAACGACCACGUUGAUGAAAUUGGUGGAUGAAGACCCAACUCUGAUACUUUCGACCGACGAUGAGAGCGGACAACUCUUGCUAGCCGGUAUGGGAGAGUUGCAUCUGGAAAUCAUUCUGGACCGCAUGAGGAUCGAGUACGGUGUCAAUUGCACCCGCGGUCGACCAAGAGUCGCAUACCGUGAGACGAUCGGCAAAUCUGCGGAAGCUGAAGGUCGUUUCGUGCGCCAGACCGGCGGACGAGGCCAAUAUGGUGUCUGCUCAAUGCGAGUCGAACCUUUGCCGCGCGGUUCGGGCCUUGAAUUUGAAAGCGAGAUCACCGGCGCAACCCUAAGCACCGAGUGGUACGGACCGAUUGAAAAAGGAUUCCGGGAGGCGGCGCGAUCUGGGAUCGUUGCUGGCUACCCGGUAGUCGAUGUCAAAGCGGUGCUCACUGACGGUGCGCAACAUGACACCGACUCUUCGGAGAUGGCGUUCCAGAUCGCCGGAUCAUUGGCGUUCAAAGCCGCGAUGCACAAGGCAUCGCCAAGACUACUUGAACCGAUCAUGAGACAAGAAGUUGUGAUGCCGGCCGACAUGCUCGGCCCGGUUAUCGGCGACCUGAACUCACGGCGCGGGAAGAUCCAGUCGAUGGAGACCUCGGAGCCAAAGCCAGGGCAGGCAGGCAUUGGUAGCGUGAUGGCAUUCGUCCCGCUCUCCGAGACCUUUAACUACUCGACGGAUCUGCGAUCGUUAACCUCAGGGUUCGGCGAUUUCAAUAUGGAACUUGAUCACUACGACGUGAUGCCGCAGCACGUUCUGGAAACAUUGGAUAGGUAG